Cuscuta europaea is the source of this 2635-nucleotide messenger RNA. The record is from the annotation of a GenBank genome assembly. Lineage: Eukaryota; Viridiplantae; Streptophyta; Magnoliopsida; Solanales; Convolvulaceae.
ACCCAAUAAACAACCUACACCUCAGCCGACCUGCCACUCCCUCUGUGAUAGCACCGAUAUCAUUUCCUUCGUUCCACUAUCGCCACUCUCCUCCCAUCCCACACCGCCAGAGAUUUUAUACCCGCUUCCAUGGAUACCCCGCCAGCCCCUUCAUGGCUAAUUAGCUAAACAGAUCUACUCUACUAUUGAAUCACGCUCGUCGAUCUACCACAGAAAGACGCAAAGUACCGGCCAUCUUUCAUCGGUUCAGUAGUGAAAUCUCCAGAUUGGUACACAGGUUUACAAAUUCGGAGAUUUAACGCUAUCGACCCUAAUUUCGGAGCUCCAAUUCUUAGCCCAAAUCGAGAAACUAGGAUGAGUAUGAAGCAUUUCUUUUUCAGAAGAACAAUGAAAUGCUUAAGGAAGCUCAAUAACAGUAGGUUUUCAUCUACACACCCACAUUUCCCCCGAAAAUACACAACCACUCCAUCUUCCAUAUCAUUGCUGUUUUCUUCCAACCGUGGUAUACAUGUAUUAGUCAGUUCUCAGUUCUCAGAAUGCCAAAAGUCCUGGUCGAAUUUUAGUUCUAGAUUUUUUCACACUGCUAAUGAAGCUAUUCUAACUGAUUCUGAGACCGAGUCAGAGGACGAUGAGGAUUCAACUACAAAUGAGUUUCUAUCGAGAUUUGUUUGGAUAAUGCGGAAGAAGCUGAAUGAAUUUUAUCCUGAAGAGAAUAAGAGGACAAUUGAUGGGAUGCUUCUGAUCAUUGUCGAGAAAGUCGCUUCUGGUUUGGGAAAAGAUGGACUUGACCAGACUAUUGGCCAGGCAACAGAUGCCCCCGACCCAGAUUUUAGUCCGGAAUUGUGGAGAACAGUUUUGGAGGUGAGCAAUUCAGUUUUGGAUGAUAUGCAGAAAGCUAUUAGGAAGGAGAAACUAAAGGGAUUUCUUCAAUCAGAGGAAGUGAAGGAAAUGUACAGGUUUGCUGGAGAAAUAGGCAUCCGAGGGGAAAUGUUGAGGGAGUUGAGGUUUAAGUGGGCCCGCGAAAAGAUGGAGGAGAGUGAAUUUUACAAGAACUUGGAUCGGUUAAGGGAAGAAGACACAAUGGCAAGGACACUAGAAGAAGAAGAAUCAAAGUCUAUAACUUUAGAUAGGGGAAGUGUUGGGGAGGAUGCUAUUACUGAGGAUCCAUCAUCCCUAAGGAAGGUUGUCACACUCCCUAAGAGGCAUGGGGAGAUCAAGUACAAAAUUUAUGGUCUUGAUUUGUCUGGCACUAAGUGGGGCGAGGUGGCUGAUAGAGUUCACGAGGCAGAAUCCAUUAUUUCGCCGCAGGAACUGAAGCCCAUAUCCGGGAAGUGCAAACUUGUUACAGAGAAAAUUCUUUCAUUGCCUGAGCAUAAUGAUCAUGCUCCUCUCUUAGCUGAAUGGGUAGAUUUGCUCCAACCUAGUAGGAUAGAUUGGAUAAGUUUGCUUGACAAGAUAAAAGAACAUAAUGGUCAUUUAUACUUCAAGAUUGCAGAAUAUGUUCUGGGCGAAGAGUCCUUCCAAGCAAAUCAACUUGACUACUGGAAGCUCCUUGAUGCAUAUGCUAAAGGGAAUCAAUUCCAUGAUGCUGAGAGAAUUGUGAAAAAGAUGUACGACAACGGGUUUGUACCUGACGUCCUUACAUCAAUAACUAUGGUUCGAUUGUACUGCAAAGUAGGGAAUGCUGAGCAAGCAAACAAGAUGUUUGAAUAUUUGAGAGAACAAGGCUUCCAACCUGAUGCGAAGAUGUAUAACUCCAUGGUAAUGGUCUAUGUCAAUGCAGGCAAACCAAAAGAGGGCGAGAUAUUCUUUAGGGAUAUGCAGAUGAAGGAAAUCGAGCCACCGCGAGAGAUAUAUAUUGCUUUAAUGAGAUCAUUUGCUCAGCAUGGUGAUUAUGACUCGACGGUAAAAAUAUCCACUUUUAUGCAGUUGGCUGGAUUUCAGCCUGAUUCAGAAUCCCAAGCACUAAUCGUUGAUGCAUACGGGAAGGUUGGAAAAUAUAAUGAAGCUAGGAAACAUUUUGAUCGCCUGUUGAGAUUGAAAGCCAAGCCAGAUGAUAGAUGUACAGCUAGCAUGAUUGCAGCGUAUAUGAAGGGGAAUUGUUUGGACACGGCUGUGGAUCUUCUGCUUCAGCUCGAGAAGGAUGGUUUUGAACCGGGAGUUGCUACUUACUCUGUUAUGGUGGAUUGGUUCAGUAGAUUACAUCUCAUUGAUGAAGCUGAACAGGUCGUGGAUAAGAUUGCUAGGAUGGGUGAGACGCCUCCUGUCAAAGUCAAUGUUAGUCUUUGUGCAAUGUAUGCAAGGGGUGGGGUUGAGAAGAAGGCUUUGCAAGCUCUUAGUGUUGUGGAGGCCAAUAAGGAGUGUUUGGAAAUGGAGGACUUUGACAGGAUCAUAGAGGGACUUGAAUCUGGCGCAUUCAUGCGUGAUGCUCAAAGGAUUCGCAAAUUGAAGGAAACCCGAGGAUAGCUCUAUAGAAUUGUUUUUAUUGUUAAUUCACCAAGUCUAAGCCUCUACUGUUAUAUUCACGAGAAUGUAAGCUUGAUGUGUCCUAAAGUCCCGGACAUGUCAUCCGCACAUUUUGCAAGGCAACAACUUGAUAACCUUAUAUUCAACAAGCUCAUCAAGUUCAUAGCUU